UGACAGAGUCUGGGCUGCGAUGAGUACCUGGGCUCAGGCAAGGUGAUGGACAAGUGUGGGGUGUGUGGCGGGGACAACAUGGCCUGUAAGCUGGUGUCAGGGCUCUUCCAGCAGCACAACCUGAACAAGGUGGGCUACCACAAGAUAGUGGAGAUCCCAGAGGGAGCCACCAAGAUCAACGUCACCGAGACGGUGAAGAGCAGGAAUUACCUGGGUGAGUAGGACUGUGACUGACCAGGGUUUUAACCCGGGUCUCCUGUGUGCCACAAGACUGUGUUAGCCCACUGAGCUAAAGCCUAGACAUUACCCACUGGGCACGGACGUCAAUUCAACGUAAUUUCAUUGAAAUGACGAGGAAACAAUGUUGAUUCAACCAGUCAACAACCACUCAACACACCUCUGUUUCGCUACAGAGUUACCAGCUCUUUAUCCACUGCCUCUUGAGCCUCCAUACAUCUCUGCCUGAAUCAGGCCCAUGAGCUAUGACACAUGCAAUAACAAUUUUAGGUUUUCCCUUCGACCACAUGUUAGAUUAUGAUUCACAUUACAUUAACGGUACUAAUAAAAAGUCAACAUUUAAAGAUAAGCUUCAAGUUAUAAAAUAUCUGACAGCAGUAGCUAUUUUAGGUCAUGUCUUGCUACAUCCGUGCUGUGAGCCUGGUAUCAGGCAGCAGGGAACAGCUGCUUGUUAAAUUGAAUUGAUUCAUUUAAUUAAAAGGCAGCUCAAAUACAGAGCAGGAGGGCUUUUUCCGGAAUUUAGGAUUUUCCAAAUGUGGGCAUUUCUAUGUUGUCAGUAGUAAGUAACCACACAGUGCACUUCUGGUUACAAUCUUUUAUUUUAAAAAAGCCCUUCGCCAAAAUUCAUUGAAUAAAUAAGUUAUUGUCUUUAUAGAAGCAUAACAGUGUGACACAGAAGUGGGUCUAUUUUCAGGAAUAACUACUGGAAUGUCAGUGUUUUAUUGUUGGAGACAUUGGUUUAAUGAGAGCCAUGCCAUAGCAUAGCAGUGGGUCUGGCAGAGCAGAGAGAGAGAGAGAGAGAGAGGGAGUGCCUGGCCCCCACUUCCCCUGGCCUGGCUGCUCCCCUCAGGGGAUAGUACAUAAACAAGCUUUCAUUAGAGGACCUUUUCCUCCAGCCUUCCCAUCCUUUUUAAUUAAGGUGAGGAAUUUCACUGCUGCCUAGAAAACCAACACUACUGACUGAGCCCAGCGAUGGAACCUGCUCUGAAACUACCUUUCAAAGUCAAAACGACUAAAUGGGGGUGCCAAGUUAUGCCCUGCUUUUGUAAUGAGUCCCUACUCAACCCUUACACAAUACUUACUCAGUGAGUAAGCACCUAAGCAGGAAAUGUAGAGUAUGCGUGGAUAAUGGCUCCUUUCAGUGACUGCUGUUCCUGCGUCUGUUGGCGGAAGAGUUCAUAUGUCAUCGGGUAAGAGCUUGCUGUGAAUGCAACAUCCUGGGGAUAAAUGCAAACAUUCUGAGGAGUGAUGGAAACAGGAGACAACCGAGGAUUCUUCCAUUGAACUACUUAUCAUUACCAUUAUCCCCUGAUGUUUGCCCCAUUCUCCUCAAUAGACUUCUGUUCUAGUUUAUUUCUGCAUGGCUAAUAUUUACAUUUUUGUCAUUUAGCAGACGCUCUUAUCCAGAACGACUUACAGUUAGUGAGUGCAUACAUUUAUUUUAAUUUUAUACUGGCCCCCCGUGGGAAUCGAACCCACAACCCUGGCGUUGCAAGCGCCAUGCUCUACCAACUGAGCUACACGGGGCCUGUGUGCUUUUAGUUGUCCAAACACUCUUAUAUUCAGUAGUCUUAAUGUUACUUGUCUAAUGAUUUUCGGAUGGCCUGUUGCCCUAACCAUGGAAUUCUCCUAUGCGGCUGUAGAGUUCAGAGAUUCAGCUACACAAUUAACAUAAAGCUUUGCCAGCUCUUUACUAACAGGUUUGCUCAUUUACAAAAGACACGGCUUUGAAGAUACAUGUGACAAAAUGUAUUCAGUUAGCGGUAAUUACACCGCUCACUUUUAACUGAUUUGCUCAUUACAUUAAAACUGCUUCACAUUAAACAACAGUUAUGGCAGAGUGAUUGUCAGCAUUAUUUCCUGUCUGUCUAAGCACAGUAGAGCUGAUUGUGACAGGAAGGGUUACUGUCUGUCUCAUGGACAUAUAACUAAUAGAAUGGACAUUCCCAUUCAAGUUGUUGUUCUAUGAUGGGGGGACCGGCGGCCAUAUUGAGUGCCCCCAUACUUCCUGUAAAGCAGGAAGUUCAGCAUUUAAAGGAAAAUAGCUCACUCCUUUCAAAAAUACAGAAAUCAAAUCAAAUCAAAUUGUAUUUGUCACAUGCGCCGAAUACAACAGGUGUAGACCAUACAGUGAAAUGCUUACUUACAAGCCCAUAACCAACAAUGCAGUUUAAAGAAAGAAUACCAAAAAAAUAAAAUAAAGAGCAGCAGUAAAAUAACAAUAGUAAAAUAACAAUAGCGAGGCUAUAUACAGGGGGUACCGGCACAGUGUCAAUGCGGGGGCACCGGUUAGUCGAGGUAAUUGAGGUAAUAUGUACAUGUAGGUAGAGUUAUUAAAGUGACUAUGCAUAGAUAAUAAACAGAGAGUAGCAAACAGCGUAAAAGAGGGUGGGCGGGGGCAAUGCAAAUAGUCUGGGUAUGAUGCAUUUUGAAUCAUAUGACGCUGCGUUUUGCAUCAUCUGAUGCAAAAUGUAUCAUAUGGGGCUCAUUUCUGUAUUUUGAAAGUUAUAUACCUUGAAAAUUUGAGUGCUGACAUUUAGGGACUAUGUCAACAAUGGACUAAAACAAAUACCAAAAUAUAGCUUUUGGGUGGAGUUUUCCUUUAAUGUGGGUUUUAUUAACAGUCAACUCAUGGUCUGUCUGCAGCUCUGAAAAGCCGCUCAGGUCGCUCCAUCAUCAAUGGGAACUGGGCCAUUGACCGGCCGGGGAAGUAUGAGGGAGUGGGCACCAUGUUCACCUACCGACGACCCAAUGAGAUCACCAGCACCGCCGGGGAGUCCUUCCUGGCUGAGGGGCCAACCAAUGAGAUCCUGGAUGUUUAUGUAUGUAACAGCUCAUAUUGGCACAUAUUUCUCUGGCAGUUUACACUGGCACAUUAUGUUGUAAUUAACUUGUUCACUGAAUAAGUUUUGCUCUGUCCUCAGGUGAUCUACCAACAGCCCAACCCAGGAGUGAGCUAUGAAUUCAUCCUUCCCUCCGACAACCCUCAACAGCAUCCCUGAUCACAGGAAUCCAGUCCACCCACAGCACCCCAAACACAGGCCUGGAGGUGAGGCUCCCCAAAUUUACUGAUGCAUCCUAAAUGAAUUAUUAGUCCACACAGGAGGGGGUCACAACCACUGAUGGCGCUGCAUCUCAAUGACUGUGAGUUUUCCCCUGGUUUCGUUGGCUGAAAGACUAUGUUCAAUCUCCCAGGGAACACUUUGCAUGGGCAAGGUGGGAAUGACCACCAUGGCAACCCCAACCAGGAGGGGUACGAUCCAGCAGGAGGGGGCAAGUACCCUACCCAGGUACCCAACAACCAGGUGCCAGCGGUCCAGCCACCCAGACGGCAGAGAGAAUACAACUGGAAACUGUCUGGGGCAACAGAGUGUAGCGCCUCCUGUGGCAGAGGUAAGACAUGGCAUGCAUCUUUGUCUGAACUGAAGCCCCAAGAGGUCUCAACCUCUGAUGCUCUGAUUGAUACUAGUUGAUCAACUAGGUUUAACAGAUUCCCACGGUGAGUAGUGAAGAUGCAGUAUUGAGUCAUGAAUAUCUAACGCUCUCCUGUGUAUUGGUUUUCAGGUAGCAGGUACACCAUCUUCCGCUGUGUCCACAGACUGAGCCAUGAGCAGGUACCAGAGAACCAGUGUGACAGCAGCACCAGGCCCAGUUCACAGGAGGAGCCCUGCAACCUCCAGCCCUGCCCUGCCUUGUGAGAGACCCCUCUGUCUCAACCACACUUACAUUACAUACAGGGCUCUUAGACACUACACACACUCUUUCAAUACAUACACAGAGCUUUAGCAGAAGUCAUAGGACCCAGAUUUCAUAUAUUUUUCAUGAAAAGAUCCUGACCCGUCCUCUUUAUAGUCUAAUAAUUAGAUCAUAAUUAGAAUCUAAUUGGACAAUUGACCGCAUGUUUUAUUAGCUAUGUUGGUACCACAUCGCUAUUGUGUCCCUCUGAACAUGGGGCCUUGUGUGUCCUACUGUGCAGCUGGGACAUUGGUGAGUGGUCGGAGUGCAGUAAGACAUGUGGUCUGGGUAUGCAGCACCGCCAGGUCUUGUGCAGGCAGGUGUACGCCAACCGGACCCUCAACGUCCACACCAGCCGCUGCCGCCACCUGGAGCAGCCUGAGACCACCAGCACCUGCCAGCUGAAAAUCUGCAGCGAGUGGCAGAUACGCACCGAGUGGAGCGCCGUGAGUGACAGCUGUCAAUCAAUCACAAGACAGCUGACUGACCCCUCAGUCAGCACAUAGGAGAGGGCUCAAAUAUGCUUCAAAUAGUAUUUGUUUCAAAUAUUUUAGAUGCACUUAAUUGAGCUUGCUCGGCGCGUUGAACUAAUAGAAUAGUCUUAAAAGUGUAAACCUACCCACCCAUCUGACACUCCAGGCAGGCUCAAUCAAAAGUUAAAAGUACUCAGACAAGAUUUAACAUAUUCCAUACUGCAUUAGAACAAUGUAUCAGAAAGUACAUGAAACCCAAUUAGAUAAAUGUUAUCAUUCCUCCAAAGUUGCUAACAUUCCUUAAAUUAAACCCGAGCAAGUAUUCUAUGGAGUAUUUUCCAAGUUGUGACAUGUCUCAGGCCCACUGCACGGCAUCUGUUUUCACAGACAACAGGUUACAUCCAUCAGAGAGAACUGACCCGUGUUUACACUAUGAGAUGAACUGAACACUGUUUACCCCUAUAGUAUUCUUCCUGUCCAUGCUGUGUUUCCCCAGUGCUCUGUUCCCUGUGGUGUGGGCCAGAGGACCAGGGAGGUGCACUGUGUCAGCAACGUGGGAGACUUUGUGUCGGACGAGGAGUGCAACAUGAAGCUGCGACCCAGUGACAAUGAGAACUGUGACAUGGGGCCCUGUGUUAAGAGUUGGUUCUUCACUGAGUGGGGGAAUAAGGCAUGUACAGUUGAAGUCGGAAGUUUACAUACACCUUAGCCAAAUACAUUUAAACUCAAGUCCUGACAUUUAAUCCUAGUAAAAAUUCCCUGUUUUAGGUCAGUUAGGAUCACCACUUUAUUUUAAGAAUGUGAAAUGUCAGAAUAAUAGUAGAGAGAAUGAUUUAUUUCAGCUUUUAUUUAUUUCAUCACAUUCUCAGUGGGUCAGAAGUUUACAUACACUCAAUUAGUAUUUGGUAGCAUUGCCUUUAAAUUGUUUAACUUGGGUCAAACGUUUCGGGUAGCCUUCCACAAGCUUCCCACAAUAAGUUGGGUGAAUUUUGGCCCAUUCCUCCUGACAGAGCUUGUGUAACUGAGUCAGGUUUGUAGGCCUCCUUGCUCGCACACAUAUUUUCAGUUCUGCCCACACAUUUUCUAUAGGAUUAGGGUCAGGGCUUUGUGAUGGCCACUCCAAUACCUUGACUUUGUUGUCCUUAAGCCAUUUUGCCACAACUUUGGAAGUAUGCUUGGGGUCGUUGUCCAUUUGGAAGACCCAUUUGAGACCAAACUUCCUGACUGAUGUCUUGAGAUGUUGCUUCAAUAUAUCCACAUAAUUUUCCUUCCUCAUGAUGCCAUCUAUUUUGUGAAGUGCACCAGUGCCUCCUGCAGCAAAGCACCCCCACAGCAUGAUGCUGCCACCCCCGUGCUUCACGGUUGGGGCGGCGCACAAUUGGCCCAGCGUCGUCUAGGGUAGGGGAGGGAAUGGCCGGCAGGGGGUGUAGCUCAGUUGGUAGAGCAUGGCGUUUGCAACGCCAAGGUUGUGGGUUCAAUUCCCACGGGGGGUAUGAAAAAUAAUUUUAAAAAAAUAAUGUAUGCACUCACUAACUGUAAGUCGCUCUGGAUAAGAGCGUCUGCUAAAUGACUAAAAAAACAAAACAAAACAAAAAAAUGUUCUUCGGCUUGCAAGCUACCCCCUUUUUCCUCCAAACAUAACGAUGGUCAUUAUGGGCAAACAGUUCUAUUUUUGUUUCAUCUGACCAGAGGACAUUUCUCCAAAAAGUACGAUCUUUGUCCCCAUGUGCAGUUGCAAACCGUAGUCUGGCUUUUUUAUGGCGGUUUUAGGACUCGUUUUACUGUGGAUAUAGAUACUUUUGUACCUGUUUCCUCCAGCAUCUUCACAAGGUCCUUUGCUGUUGUUCUGAGGACUUCGCUGAUUUCUUUUGAUUUUUACAUGAUGUCAAGCAAAGAGGCACUGAGUUUGAAGGUAGGCCUAGAAAUACAUCCACAGGUACACCUCCAAUUGACUCAAAUGAUGUCAAUUAGCCUAUCAGAAGCUUCUAAAGCCAUGACAUCAUUUUCUGGAAUUUUCCAAGCUGUUUAAAGGCACAGUCAACUUAGUGUAUGUAAACUUCUGACCCACUGGAAUUGUGAUACAGUGAAUUAUAAGUGAAAUAAUCUGUCUGUAAACAAUUGUUGGAAAAAUUACUUGUGUCAUGCACAAAGUAGAUGUCCUAACCGACUUGCCAAAACUAUAGUUUGUUAACAAGAAAUUUGUGGAGUGGUUGAAAAACAAGUUUUAAUGACUCCAACCUAAGUGUAUGUAAACUUCCGACUUCAACUGUAUGUGUAGGACUGAGUAAAUGUACUCUCACCAUCACUGUCUAACCCUUUUCUAACCUAAUUCUGUAGUAAUUGUAGUACUUGAUUGGAUUGCAUCUACUACAUUAUUGUAUAUGCAAGAUUAUAAUUGAAGACAAAUUGACUUGAUACUACUGUUAAAAAUGAGGGUGAUACUAGGGCCGGGAUUCAAUCAGAUCGCACUUUGUCAGCUUUGCACCUUUUAAAGGUAAUGUUCCGCAUUCACAGUAAACGCUGCAUAUGCCGGCUCAAUUGGAAAUUACCGUUAAAUGUCAAGUGCGCUAUACACGGAUCUACUGCUGAUCGGAUUGAAUCACGCCAUAGGUCAACUGUUUGUAUUGUUGCUUACCAUGUUUUUGCUCUCUGCAGUGUUCUGCUGAGUGUGGGAUGGGCGUGCGGACGCGCGGCGUUCUGUGCCUGACCAAUCACAUCAGCAGCCUGCCUCUGGAGGGGUGUGGUCAUGAGCGCCCCGCUGACUCUCAGGUCUGUAAUCACGGCCCCUGUGAGAGUCGCAUCGAGUGGUUUACAGCCCCCUGGAGUCAGGUAAGACCGGACAACACCGGGUCAAACUGGGCUUGUAGGGACACAUCAUCUGGGAAAAGAUUAGGAUGAGGAUUUGCUGCUGAUUUUACAGAUGUCUCCUGUCCAUUAUUUACAUUUCUGCUGAUGUCUCAUGUCAGUUGUAUUACCUAUCCACCCCCCCAACAACAAAACAUCUUACCCCACGAUACAAAGAGGAACACUCAGAUGUUACAAAUUCCUUGUUCAUUAUUUCCAUUUGAAAUAGCUUUUUAGUCCAGGACUAGGCUUAAUCUCUGUCCAGGAAACCGUCCCUGUAAGUAAGGUAUACCUUCUAUCACAUAACUCAGGUCAGCCAAUCAUGCCUUUUUAUUUGAAAAAACUAAACAUGUUGAAACAGUUCAGAUGUCUCAUGUCAUGCCCAUGUGUAGUUUCCCUAUGGUUUUGCCUCCUUCCUCCAGUGCUCAGCGGAGUGUGGCUCGGGCAGCCAGCAGAGGGCAGUGGUGUGUCUGAUGAAGUCUGAGGAGGGUUUCAAUGUAAUGCCGCCAUACGAAUGUUCCUCUCUCGACAAGCCUCUUAAUCAGCAGAGCUGCCACCUCAAGUCCUGCGGGGCCAAGUGGUACCAUACAGACUGGAGUGCUGUGAGUAACUGUACACGCACAUGCCCACACAUGCACGCACUCACACAUGAAAAAACACAGACACACGCUCUUAUGUGGAGUUGUAACUUGUGAAAUACACUCUCUUGUAAGUGCAAUUGAAGAAAGGGAGAAUGAGGUUUGUACUGUAUUCUCUGUCCCUGCAGUGUUCUAAGACGUGUGAGGGGGGCUUCCGUGUGAGGGAGGUGCGCUGUCUGUCUGAUGACAUGCUUUCCAGUGAGGGCUGUGAGGAGCAGCUGAAACCAGUGGAGAGAGAGGAGUGCAACCCAGAGCCCUGCGUCCCACACAUAGGUCAGUUACUACUGUAUAGUAAAUAUGGAUCAGGGGCCAAGGCACCUCCUCUGGAAUGUCAUACAGUUGGAUUGGUUAAUGAUGGCUGGUCUGGUCCUAACUACUGUCAGACAUUUUUAAUGAGGGUUAGAGGGGAUUUUAGUCUAAAAUGGUUAAACAUUUAUGAAGAUCUUAUUCCAUACGGAAAACUUGUGAAAAUACUUAAAGAUUUCUAAAACUUAAAAAUCACUGACUUUCGAUAUUAUGAUUGUUUUUCAGACGAGAACUGUCGAGACAAGUAUUUCAACUGCAAUGUGGUGGUCCAGGCACGUCUCUGUGUGUACGACUACUACAAAACAACCUGCUGUGCCUCCUGCACACGAGUGGCCCACAGACAGUCACAACACAGGGGACUCAGCUAGCCCCCUCUCUCCAGGCCUCAAAACUCUAGGGGGCCUGCCACGGUGCCCAGAGCAGGCCCUCAGUCCCUGGGCCAAACACACUGACCCACAGGGGAGGGGACAGUCUAGAACCUGACUCUGGGUGGACACUAUAAUAUGAGUGCUGAAAUACAGACUGAAAAACUGAAAGACCGUAAAGAAGCCAAACUUGUUUUUGGCUUGUGAGGAGAUUGCCAAUGGGCAAUAAGGGAAACUGAAUGGUUCGUGGAGGAUGGUUGUGAAGGACACGUUUAACAGAGCUAUGAGUGGAGGCGCUCUGGUGAGGCGAGAUGAUCGACAGGGCACCAAACCGAAGAAUCUGGAACCACUUUAUGGACUGUAACCAGAGUCCCCUCCAAUAAAAGUUCCUGUCUGGGCUUUUGUUGUGUUUCGUGGGAAGCAGUUUGUUGCUGCCAUUCACCUGAAUGGCUUAAGGUCUUGAAAAAGGUAUUUGGCCUAAACAUUGACAAAAUAAACAACGUACAGAGGUAAUAUCAGGUGUGGGAGUUAUCUUUCUUACAACUAAGGACUGCUACCGCAUCUGUGAUGAGACUCUUGACUACCAUGGCUCUCUUGGAUUACAUGAAAGGAGAGGAAGAUACAGUAUGAAAGGAAAGCAAGAUUGUUUGUUUUGCGUAAUGUAUAGACUGCACACAUUUUAAUAAGCUUCUUUCAUCUUUAAAAUCCACAAUAUUUAUGAUCUAAUUAACUACAUGUAGUAUGAAGUUGCCCAAGCUUGCUCUGAAAUUAUCCCCAAUUACGUAUCAUGAGGGCUCUAUUCAAUACUCUCCGACAUAGCAGUUUAGUUGACCAAAGAUUUCAGUAUUUCACAGGAGGACAUGUCAAACAGUAAUUGCUCAAUCUGUCCAGAUCUAGGGCUCCAUUUAAUCUGUACCAGUGAAGUGUUACAGAUGGCGCAAUAUAAAUGUUAAGGUAAUUUCCGAUUG
This is a messenger RNA of Coregonus sp. 'balchen', 9566 nucleotides long. The record is from the annotation of a GenBank genome assembly. NCBI's taxonomy places the organism in Eukaryota, Metazoa, Chordata, Actinopteri, Salmoniformes, Salmonidae.